UGAAUUCAAACGUUUAGUUCGUUUAAUCGUUGAACAUUAUUUUCAUAUAUUGAAAACGAUUUGCUUAUUAUUUUUGAUAAUUGCUACAUUGUAUUAAUCACAAUUUAUUCUACAAUUCUAUUUGAAAAAGUUAUAAUAAUUUUAAAUCUUUUCAAAUUAUUACUAAAGAAGAAUAAUUUUUUAUUUCCGUCGAAUUUAAACGUCGAUGCGUAUACCAAACAAAAUCAUUUCAAUCUAAAUUUCAAAUAAUCUUAUUAAUUUGAGCAAAAGUGUAAUAGUGAUGAAGUGGUUUACUUUACUUUCUUUAUUAUCAAUCUAUUUAAGUCAGUGUGUUAUUUAUUCAAAAGAAACACCGCAAAAUCGAUGUUCCGUUGUACAAUUAUUAAAUGGAAAAGUACGCGCACGGGCUAGAGGUAGAAUCGUUAGAUUUCAUUGUAACCAUGGUUACACCCUCGUGGGGAACAGAUAUUCUACGUGUAUACAUGGACAAUGGGACACACCAGUACCAGUAUGUGUUAAUGCAGAAUGUGCGGCUCUUCCUAAACCCGAACACGCUUUAGUAGCUAAGAAGCAUGAUGGUGCGAUACUUAUGUAUUUCUGCGAAGCUGGUUAUGCUUUAAUUGGGGCAUCUGAAAUUUAUUGCAAUGGUCAUAGUUGGAAUGCAACAGCUCCCUAUUGCAGAGAUACGAGCGCGACUGCACCUACUAAGUGUGACUUUGAGAAGCCGGAUUUAUGCUGGUGGGAACAGGAUCCUCUACAUGAUUUUGACUGGCGGCGAUAUAAUUUUGAAACACCGAGCUCGCACAUUGGCACAGGUCCGACACAUGAUCAUACAUUGGGAGCUGGAAAUGAAGGAUAUUACCUUUAUAUUGAGGCAUCUGGACGUCUUGUAAAUGAUACAGCAAGAAUUAUCUCUCCUCUGUACAACGCCUCAUUAACAGAAUCUGGAUGCUUUUCAUUCUGGUAUCAUAUGUAUGGUGCUGCAAUCGGUGCCCUACGAGUAUAUUUCAAAUUAGAAACGGAUACUAACCCACAGUUAAUGUUUCAUAAGGAGGGUAAUCAAGGAAACCAAUGGUUACAUGGUAUUUUUACUUUACCAAGAGUAGAUAAGAAUUUUCAGUUAAUCAUUGAAGGUGUACGAGGUAUGAGCUAUGUAAGUGAUAUUGCUGUUGAUGAUAUUGCUAUUUUGCAAGGAAAAGAAUGUGAUACUAACACAAGUGAUAUUAGUACAACCACCAUGACAACUAAUAAUAAUGAUCAAGUCGAAAUAGUAAGUGCAGCGCAAACUUGUCAAGGAAGGUGUAACAAUUCACCUACAUCUAUGUUCAUUACUCUUGAGCCACAAGAUGAAGAACCACAUGUAUACAUGGUAGAGCAGUGCCAGUGCACAUCAGAUUGUGCAGAAUAUGCUCUCUGUUGCCCAGAUUAUGCAGAAUACUGUGUUCUUGCUUUUACAGAUGAUGGAAUUACUCAGGAGAUUACAGAAGCUACCACUAGUACUACUACAAAUCAAAACAAAAUUAAUAUUACAAGAUUACUACCAAAUAUUACUAAACCAAUAAAAUAUGAAACGACAACUUUGUCUACAACCAUAAAUCGUAAUCAUAUACCAAUAGAUCCAAAAGAUUAUAUUGAACCCAAUGCAACAAAACUACGAGAAACAGAAGCACCAACAACAAAAAUAUCUGUGAAACUUACUACGAAGAGCACUACUACUGUUCAUGGAACUGAACCCUUUAUAUUACUUAAAACAUCAACAACACAUGUAACAACAACAUAUAAACCAACGACAACAACAAAACAGGUUGAAAUAACUGAACAAUAUGAUCCAGAAAUAAGUGUGAGAAUAGAAAACCCCAAAAAAUUUCAUCAUAACAGUGGAAAAAUUGGACGGCCUGGUAUUAUUGGUUUAAUUAUUGGCAUAUUAACCGGAAUUGUUGUUGUUUCAAUAGUAGCAUUUUUCAUUAUUACAAGAAGAAAAACUUACAAACGUGGAACUGGAAAUUCUUCUCUUUCUGAAGAUAGUGAUGUUCGCUUCUUAACAUCAGAUGAAAUGCUUGAUUUUAAUCUGGCAAAGCCUAGUGAUAAUGAUGAGUUGUAAGAUGUUACAUGAAUGAUA
Polistes canadensis is the source of this 2119-nucleotide messenger RNA. RefSeq lists its product as uncharacterized. Gene Ontology annotation, cellular component: membrane. Lineage: Eukaryota; Metazoa; Arthropoda; Insecta; Hymenoptera; Vespidae. The transcript has 10 exons. The record is from RefSeq and is a predicted model, not a curated record. Bases 281 to 2101 code for a protein of 606 amino acids.